UCCAAUCCUGUCGGAGAGCGUUUGGUUGUGUUUGUGUUGUGCUUUGUGUUGUAACUCGCGUAAUGCGAUAAGAUUGUUCACGAAAGGUUAAUUGGGGCUUGUCUUUUAUUAUCUACGUAACGCUUCUAUAUUCCUCCAUUCGUUGUUGCCAAAACGCAGGUUCGAUCAGGCAGAUGUCUUCAACAAAUACAUACUUGUCGCCAAAUGAAUGUUUGAAAGUCCGUGAAAAAACACUUUAAUUAACUACAAAUAACUACAGCACUCAAAAUACGACAACUGAAAUCAUGAGCAGAACGCCAGCUGAAGGCAUUACUGGGAAUACGUCAGAAAAUGGAAUCCACGAAAAUGGGAGGCCUGCAUCGCACGAACACUCAGACCUAAGUGACAAGAAGAAAGGUGGGUGGCCGAAGGGCAAAAAGCGCAAGAAGGCAGUUCGUGACGUCAAUGCGCCCAAGCAGCCCCUCACCGGUUAUGUGCGCUUCCUGAACGAUAGGCGAGAGAAGGUGCGGUCAGAAAACCCAGCUGCCUCAUUCUCCGACAUUACCAAGAUCCUUGCCAACGAAUGGAGCAAACUUCCACUACAAGAGAAACAGCGGUAUCUGGAUGAAGCGGAAAAAGACAGAGAACGGUACACAAAAGAGAUGGAACAGUACCAGCAAACAGAAGCCUACAAGCUGUUCACAAGGAAACAGAAUGAGAAGACAAAGGUGGAUGAGAAACAAAGCAACGUGAAUGGACCAGCAGUGGCAGAAGUCAUCCAGGCUCCUUGUGACGAUCAUAGGAAAGAUGAUGUACCUGGCUUUGACAUUCCAAUUUUUACAGAAGAAUUUCUGGAUCACAAUAAAGCACGUGAAGCUGAGCUGAGGCAGCUGAGAAAGUCCAACACCGAAUAUGAGGAGCAGAACGCCAUUCUCAGCAAACACAUUGAUACAAUGAAAGCAGCAAUAGAGAAGUUGGAAGUGGAGGCUGCACAGCAGAAAAACAACAACUCGGCCCUACAGCAGCACCUGGCGGCUGUACGCUCAAAGCUUGUGUCCAGUUUUGCCAACAUCCCAUUACCAGGCACUAAUGAGACUCCCACCUUGAGCACUAUCGACAUGUAUAUGAAGACACUGCAUAGUGUCGUGACUGAGCAUCCAAAAGAAAAUGAAGCCUUUGUCUCUACCGUUCGUGACAUUGCAAGCCGCCUUGAGUACCAAGGAUGAAACCUUUCCUGAGAUUGCUUGUAGUUAUCAUUUGCCAUGUUCCGUGACUCAGUGCACAUUGUAUGAAAUGCCAAAAGGUAUACCCUGCACUUUUCGUUCAGGGCAUCCAAAAUUCUGUUUGUAUGUACAGAUCAUCACGAGUCAAGUGUAUUUCCUUGUCUAAUUGUCAUUAAGUGGGUUUUCAUCCUAAUGCGUGCAUUCCUUCCAAAUCUGGUUAAGUGCGUAUACUACGGAAGCACAUCAGCGCUCUGUCUUGGGGGGUGGGGGGUGAACUCUGGUGAUUUUACAGUACGUAUAUGUUGCACAUUUGAUGCAUUAAAAUGCGUACCUUUGCGCAUUUCUAAAUUUCUGGUAGUGGUUCCCAGUAGGGAAAUUUGACGUAUCAAAGUGUACGACACUGUUCUACAUGUACAGCUCCCGUCAAAGUUAAUAAUAACGCUGGAAAAAUGUGGUCUCGUUUCCGAGCGAGAUUACACCAAUCCUUGGGGCCAUGAGGAAAUCUUGAUUGAACGAAAUUAUUCUGUUAGUUUAACGCAAGGAUUUUGUUCACUUAACAUUCCCCCAGUGCCCUCAGGGUGGCCGUUAUCACGCUCGGAAAUGAGACAGAAUUUUGUUUUUUCCAGUGUUAUUAUUAACUUUGGCGGGAGCUGUACACACUAUAAAUGUACGACACAGCUCCCUCAAUGAUUGCACUCGACUAGUGGUUCAUGUAUCUGGUAUCAUAUACAGUCAUGUCUCGCUUAGCCGCACACCUCGGGAGUUGUCCCUUUUCGUCCGGAUAACGAAUUCCUGGAUAAGCGAAUGAAGCAAACUUCUAGGGAAACCUGAAAAUUUAGGAGAUCUCUUUAUUAGAAGAAAGGAAAUAAGGAAAAGAUUGCCCCUGAAAAUUGUUACCACGAAAAGUCAUGCAAAGUGAGCAGCUUGAAAUUAGUAGCCACCUGUGACACGUGUGACGGAAGUUCGCUCACUGCAGUGUCACCAGCUGCUUCACCCUGCCCCGCGCACGUUUUUUAUAUGAGCCCCGGCGCAUCUUCAGUAGCGUCUGUUUUAUCUUCCUUUUGCGACAUCAUCACACUGCACCUUAGCUAGGAUGGCGUCGCCCUCCAAUGGCGCACGGGUGUCUGCUGUGUUCUUCACCGUAACAAAGUUUUCUGCUGUUCUUACUGGACCCUCUGGAUGCAACGUGUAAACAGCGUGUUGAAGCUCAGCAAGAGGGAUGUCGUCUUCAGCUUCAUCUGGUGGGGACGAGCACAAAAGCCCAUAUCGUCGCCAGCAGAGGCCGUUGACAUAUUUCCGGAUAAACUAAUCGGAAUGCGUAGGUAUGAUCUGGACCAUUGGUCCCCAUACUUGUUGUCCGGAUAUGGAUAACGAAUUCUGGAUAACUGAGACAAAAUCCAGUGGUAGCAGGCUCAUUCCCGGUAAUGUAGUCCGGAUAACGAGUUUUCCGGCUAUCCAGAUAAGCGAGUUAUCCAGAUAUCCAGAGAUAUCCAGAUAAGCAAGACAUGACUGUAUCGACGACCAUGUAAAUUUCCUUCUAAAAAGGUGCUAGUUCACACAUUUCAAAUUUAUUAGGAAUCCAUAGACAAUGAAUGAAGUAGACUUGCUUUGUAACCUUUUGUCUCACCACACACUUAAUGUUUUUAGGUUUAACAAUGUGCUGACAUAGCAAUUCUGCCCACAUACUCUGAUGGUAUUGUUAUAACUAAUUUUCAUUGUAUCACACUCUCAUUUGACAUGCCUCAUUGCAGGUAUAAGUCUUACUGAAUCUGUACAUGAUAGCAAGAACUUGAAUGCUGACAACCAGUAGUUACUUCUUGGCACAGGAACAGAAUUAAUUUGAAUGUCACUCACAGUAUAUCAAAGGGAUCUAAUCUGAACGAAUAGCAGUUGACCAUUAUUUGAAAUAGGGCAUUAGCAGAUAUAGUGAACUUUUCUGCAACUCUGUAGUGAUUACACAAACGUAAAUCAGUAUUAAAGUGUUUCACUUUAACACAGCUUCCUCAUAACAAUUCUGGAGGGUACAUGAAUGUAGCAUUACCCUAAGCUGCGUGCCUAUUCUGAUCGUAAAACUUUUUCUUGAUUCCUUCAAUACGCUGUAAUAGUCUGUUCUUUGUUUCAGUGCAUAAACUGUCCACAAGGUUGACAUAAAUUGUGUGCAUGUGUUCUGUGAAGUUGAUUUUGUGUCCAUUCAUUAUCAUGUAUGUUGAUGAUCAAAAAUAAAGCCUCUUUUUGGAGCGAAA
This is a messenger RNA of Ornithodoros turicata, 3445 nucleotides long. RefSeq names its product high mobility group protein 20A-like (gene Hmg-2). The record is from RefSeq and is a predicted model, not a curated record. Gene Ontology annotation, biological process: regulation of gene expression. The transcript is spliced from 8 exons. Bases 285 to 1205 code for a protein of 306 amino acids. NCBI's taxonomy places the organism in Eukaryota, Metazoa, Arthropoda, Arachnida, Ixodida, Argasidae. Gene Ontology annotation, cellular component: nucleus.